Molecule: messenger RNA, 1017 nt
Organism: Malassezia pachydermatis
Lineage: Eukaryota; Fungi; Basidiomycota; Malasseziomycetes; Malasseziales; Malasseziaceae
Product: carboxypeptidase s
Exons: 5
Coding region: 1-1017 (338 amino acids)
Cellular component (GO): fungal-type vacuole lumen
Molecular function (GO): carboxypeptidase activity
Source: RefSeq, a predicted model, not a curated record
AUGCGCGAAGUGAUUCAUCAACAUGGCCUGCUGUACACUUGGCAAGGCUCGGCCCCCUCUCUUGAGCCAUUGCUCUUACUGGCGCACCAGGAUGUUGUGCUGUGGAGGCUACGACGCGCGACGCAUGGACGUGGCCACAAUGACAUUGAACGGCAAACGAUUUGGGGGCGUAGCGCCGUGGACUGCAAGCAGUUUGUGAUCGGUAUCAUGUCGUCUGUCGAUACGCUGAUAGCGAGCGGGUUCCAGCCCAAGAGUACUGUGCUCCUGAGUUUCGGCUUUGACGAAGAAUCGGGGGGUAAUCAGGGCGCUGCCCACAUUUCAAAGGUCAUCUUGAACAGAUAUGGCAAGUAUGGAGUCGCUUUCAUCGUGGACGAAGGCACACCGAUUCUGCCCGCCGACGAUCCCAGCUCGUAUGGCCAGCCCCUGGCGACCGUUGCUGUGACAGAAAAAGGCUCGCUGAACGUGCAUAUGGCUAUUUCAAGCCGCGGCGGUCACUCAUCGCGCAUCAUUGCCACGUUGGAAGAUCAUCCGUUCCCCGACGUACUGGGCGACGCCUCGCAUGCCUCGCUUCAGCACUUGCAAUGCCUUCGCGAUGCGCCGCACAUGCCUAAGCAUCUGCGUCGUGCCUUGCAAGAGCUAGAGCGGGCUGAAAAGGGCCUCGAUGCGACGUGGGUAUCGACGGGGGGCCGCCAUGCGUCUUUGCCCCGCUUGCGUCGCUGGUACGAGAAGUUCUGUCGUGCCGACGACGGACUCGACCACUCUGUGCGUGUGGCGCCUACAACGCUGUUUGCCAACACGGAUACCGCAUGGUAUACAAAAGUGACUCGAAACAUUUUCCGCUUUGGACCGCAAUCACUCUAUCCGGACCUGACCGGCAUGUUUGUAUCCAAGCAACUGCACACUGUCAAUAAACAUACCAACAUUGAUGGUCUGAUCGAGAGCGCACACUUUUUCACAAACUUGAUCGUAGCCGCGAGCCAUUCUCCGAUCGAGUCGCUCGCUUCCCCGGGGGCCUGA